Molecule: messenger RNA, 3026 nt
Organism: Brienomyrus brachyistius
Lineage: Eukaryota; Metazoa; Chordata; Actinopteri; Osteoglossiformes; Mormyridae
Gene: afg3l1
Product: AFG3-like AAA ATPase 1
Exons: 16
Coding region: 199-2496 (765 amino acids)
Biological process (GO): mitochondrial protein processing; protein-containing complex assembly
Cellular component (GO): membrane; m-AAA complex
Molecular function (GO): ATP hydrolysis activity; ATP-dependent peptidase activity; metalloendopeptidase activity
Source: RefSeq, a predicted model, not a curated record
AGCAAUAAAAAUUUAAGUCGGUCUUCGUAAAAAGUUAAAGUAUCAUCAAACCUUAAAUUAUAUUAUUUAAGUUUCUUAUCAGGCCCUGUGCUAAACAGUUCGUACACCUUUUAAACAAAAAAAAUGACAUUGAGCAUGUUCGUCUGAUGCAAAAGCGGGUUGUAGAAGAGAAGUUAUUCCGCCGGCAGAAGAGCGGUUAUGGUUCAUAUGAUAGGGCUUAUUUUAGCGGCUGGCCGGCCGUUCAGAUGCGGAAUGAGGAUGUGGAGAGCGAGCAACACCGCGGUGACGGCCGGGACGCUGUCCGCUGCUCUCAGAAACAUUGUUCUAAAUAGAAGAAAUAUCUGGGGAUCCUCUGGAGGUCCUUUUGCGUCACGUCCAGUGUUCUGCUCUAACAAGUCACCUAAAGAUAUGAAGUCCAAGGAAACAGAAGGUGGUGGUAAUGGAGAGGGGGCAGGUGGAAGUGGGAACAGAGGAGGGCGAAGGGAAGACAAUAAAUGGUCUCGUUUUCAGAAGGGGGACUUUCCCUGGGAUGAGAAGGAUUUCCGCUACAUGGCUAUUGCAGUGGCAGGGAUAUCCUCCACUUUUCUGUACUUCUACUUCAGAGAUGCGGGGAAAGAGAUCUCCUGGAAGGAAUUUGUACAUUUCUACUUAGCCAGAGGAUUGGUCGACCGACUGGAAGUUGUCAAUAAGCAAUAUGUGCGAGUGAUCCCAGCGUCUGGACGAAAUGUCUCUGAAGCAAGCUAUGCGUGGUUCAACAUUGGCAGUGUGGACGCGUUUGAAAGGAACCUGGAGACUGCUCAACAGGAGAUGGGCCUGGAGCCAUCGCACAGGGUGGCUGUGGUCUACAGCACCGAGAGUGAUGGGUCUUUUUUGAUGAGCAUGAUUCCCACCUUGCUGCUGAUUGGCUUCUUCCUCUUCACAUUACGGCAGGGGCCAAUGGGAGGUGGGCGUGGGCGCAGGGGGGGCGGGCUUUUCAGCAUGAGCGAGUCUACCGCUAAGAUGAUGAAGGACAACAUCGACGUUAAGUUCAAAGAUGUGGCCGGGUGUGAGGAGGCCAAGCUGGAGAUCCUUGAAUUUGUCAACUUUCUAAAGAAUCCCAAACAGUACCAGGACCUGGGGGCUAAAAUCCCAAAGGGGGCGGUGCUGUCUGGACCUCCAGGGACAGGAAAGACACUACUGGCUAAAGCCACAGCUGGGGAGGCCAAUGUUCCCUUCAUCACGGUCAACGGUUCUGAAUUCCUCGAGAUGUUUGUCGGUGUUGGACCUGCGAGGGUUCGAGACAUGUUCGCCUUGGCACGGAAGCACGCUCCCUGCAUCCUGUUCAUCGAUGAGAUCGAUGCUGUUGGCAGGAAGAGGGGGCGGGGCAACCUCGGGGGGCAAAGCGAGCAGGAGAACACCCUGAACCAGCUCCUGGUGGAGAUGGAUGGUUUUAACAGCAGCACUAAUGUAGUAGUUUUGGCUGGAACCAACCGACCUGACAUCCUGGAUCCGGCCUUGAUGAGACCUGGACGAUUCGACCGUCAGAUCUAUAUAGGUCCACCUGACAUCAAGGGCAGAGCUUCCAUCUUCAAGGUUCACCUGCGUCCUCUCAAAGUCGACACCAGUAUAGACAAAGAUGGGCUGGCCAGGAAGCUGGCAGCCCUCAGCCCAGGCUUCACUGGUGCCGACAUCGCUAACGUGUGCAACGAGGCAGCUCUGAUCGCCGCCAGGCACCUCGCUCCGUCCGUCAACGCGAAGCACUUCGAGCAGGCCAUUGAGCGGGUCAUCGGAGGUCUGGAGAAGAAGACGCAGGUCCUGCAGCCCGUCGAGAAGAAAACGGUGGCGUACCACGAGGCCGGCCAUGCUGUGGUGGGCUGGUUCCUGGAGCAUGCAGACCCCCUGCUCAAGGUGUCCAUCAUCCCGCGUGGGAAGGGUCUGGGCUACGCGCAGUACCUUCCCAAGGAGCAGUACCUGUACACGCGCGAGCAGCUGUUCGACCGCAUGUGCAUGACGCUGGGGGGGCGCGUCGCCGAGCAGCUCUUCUUCGGCCGCGUCACCACCGGGGCGCAGGACGACCUGAGGAAGGUCACGCAGUCGGCCUACGCGCAGAUCGUGCAGUUCGGCAUGAGCGAAAAGGUAGGCCAGGUGUCGUUCGACCUGCCAAGGCAGGGCGAGCUGGUGAUGGAGAAGCCUUACAGCGAGGCCACGGCUCAGCUCAUCGACGAAGAGGUGCGGGAGCUCAUCAAUGGCGCCUACGAGAGGACGCUGCGCCUCAUCCAGGACAAGAGGGACGUGGUGGAGAAGGUGGGCAUGCGUCUCCUGGAGAAGGAGGUGCUGGACAAGGCCGACAUGCUGGAAUUGCUGGGUCCGCGUCCUUUCCAGGAGAGGUCCUCCUACGAGGAGUUUGUGGAGGGCACAGGUAGCUUCGAGGAGGACACCAGUCUGCCCGAAGGCCUGAAGAACUGGAACCAGGAGGCCGAGGACUCCUCCAAAGAACAGGAGAAACGGGCCACAUAGGCGGAGAGGAGUAGUCGUCCCCAAAACUGCUCCCAACGGGAGACCAUGGCCAAGCCGUCCAGGAGGGUUUGUCACCCAUGUAGGAAUUUAACAUACUUAAAAAGGGGGCUAUUCCAGUGUUUCAGAUGGUGCCACAUAUCCCAAGGUUUUGCUGAGCUUAGCAAACUUAAAAUAAGCCCCUAGAGAAAGGAAAGUGAUAAAAACUUCAAGCUGGGGUACCUGGCGUUUGAGGUUCCUGACCCUGGAGACGUCGCUCCCCUGUACUGUAUGUCUGACCUCUGUUGUCUGCCUGGGUGGGGGUCCCGGAUGGCGUGACUGUGUCGGAGACCAUACCGUGUCAUCGUCACAAGGCUGACGGGGUGUAUCAGAAAUGGAUAUUUUAAUCUUUGGUUUCCUCCCGGGGCACGUCUUGGUGCACCAUGAAGUUUUAACCUUUUGCGGAGAUACUGAGUCAUGUUCAUAUUUAAUGCAUAGUACAUUUAUAAGCACUGAUGUUCCCUUUUCGAAAUAAAAUCCAACAGACGCUAAAA